This is a messenger RNA of Poecilia reticulata (guppy), 5347 nucleotides long. RefSeq names its product myocardin. NCBI's taxonomy places the organism in Eukaryota, Metazoa, Chordata, Actinopteri, Cyprinodontiformes, Poeciliidae. Gene Ontology annotation, molecular function: transcription coactivator activity. The record is from RefSeq and is a predicted model, not a curated record. Gene Ontology annotation, biological process: positive regulation of transcription by RNA polymerase II; smooth muscle cell differentiation. Gene Ontology annotation, cellular component: nucleus.
CCUCGGUGCCCUGCAGUGAAGCCUCGCCUCUGCCAGACACGAAAUCUCAAUCAGCUCCUUGUUGCUUGAUGGCGGUAACGAGCGAGUGGCCUCGUUUUGGACCCUUUUGUGUCGUAAAUAAGCAAAGUCGGCGUGUGUUCAUGGAAGCGGGGACUAGGAGGAGCUGAAUUAGCAUGCAUCGCCUCAGCCGUUCCUCAGCAUGUGUGUGUGUUUGUACACUCAGACGGACUUCCUCUGGGUGUUCUGCUGCCGGCUAUUUCGGAUCAAUAUUGUUAAUAGGUUGUGUGUGCGCGCGCGCUGAUGCGGCUUAUGCAGAUUUCCAGCUCUCUCUGUUUGAGUCAGCCCUUCUUCCUUCAGCUCACAAGCUGCUGUCACUGUGUAGCUAUGUGGCGGCGCGCUGUAGGUGUUGUGACUUCAUGUUUGUCCGUCACAAUCAGGCUCCUUGGGGCCCUGAUGUCUCAGGAUCCGCGGGGCUUUCUGUCUCCGUCACUCAUCCGAGUUUGGCUCCCCUCUACUUCUUCCUCUUUCUCUUCCUGGCUCCUCGCUCUGCCUCUUGUCUGUUUAAUUCUGUGUGUCGUUAGCUGUGUCUCCGGCUGUGGGUGGGCCUCUGUGACACUCAGUGUGAUUAUGACAGGCUGUCUGCAGGGAGGCCUGCUGCUUCCAGAGCUGCUCGCCAUAGAGUUCAGUCAGCUUGCAGCGAGAGACAGAAGGACAGGAGCCCAUUCCACCUGGUUGGGCGACGCAAGGAACUUCCUCUUUCUCCUGGCUCCACUUCCUUUGCUCCGCUCCGCCAUGACUCUCCUGGCCUCCGAGAGGUCGCUUCUCAUCAGGAACAAGUUCCGGUCAGUCCUGCAGCUGAGGAUUCAGAACCGAAGGCUGAGCGAAAUCAAUGCAGACCCAGGGUUGAAAUCUGCCUCCACUCAUCAGAAAACAGAGAAGAAACGGAGUGAAGCUCAUCGUCAAACUGAGGACAGCGCCACUCAGAAGUUGCCCCCUGGUGGUCUGAGCACUGAAACUGCACAAGAGAGGACUGUAUGUGGGGCCCUGAGGCAGAGGAAGGCUCGCCCUUCGCAGACCCUCACUGAGAGGAUCCAGCAACCUCCAGCAGCCGCACAGCAACAGCUUGAGCACACGUUGCCCCUGGAGAAUGGUCCUGCCUCGUUCCCCGCUGAUGUCUUCGAAGAGGACAUCUCUUCCUCCAUUUCGUCUUUGAACACGGAGCAGCAUGCCGUUCUCCAAGCGGCAUCCAUUUCCUCCCUGCCGGGCCUCCCAGUUGACCAACCACUAAGUGACUGCUCAGCUGUGGGUCUGACCCUUAAUAACAGUCCCAGUCAUGCACAGUCCGGCCUGACGUUGCUUCCAGCAACCGCGGGCGUCAGACAACCUCUGAGCGUGACGCUGGGUGAAUCUAACUCCUUGGCACCAACUGGAAGACCGAAUGGGACGUUCCUGACCUCUCAGACGACACCCCUGCUGCCCAAGACAGCUCGGCCUCCCAGCCCGAUCUGCCCCUCGUCUUUGCCCCCUUCCCUAAACUUCAAUCCCCUUACCCGCCCACGGAAACCGCGGGACAUCAAACCCAAGAUGAAGAAACUCAAGUAUCAUCAGUACAUUCCUCCAGACCAGAAGGGAGCGUCUGGGACUGGAGCGGGAGGAGCUAAGCAGAGCAGCCCUGCCCCUGCGCAGCCGCUAGACCCUGCCUACUCCCAUCUGCUGAAACAACAGCAGGUCUUCCUCCAGCUUCAAAUCCUGCAGAGUCAACAGCAGCAGCAGCAGCAGCAGCGACUACAGCCGCCGCAGCAAGUUGCAGUUGUACCGAGUGGAGAUCACAUUGAUCUGGUGAAGUCUUGUGGAGCCUCACCGCUCAGCCUCCAACCUGUUCCUGCCACAACAAACCAAACUCAGACGGACGUAAAUCCUACUUCCAAACCAGAGCCUCUUCCUGCAAAUCUUGUUGAUCUAACGGUGUCGGAGUUGAGGCAGCAGCUGCGUAAACGUGGCCUCCCUGUCUCUGGAACCAAGCCGGCCUUGUUGCAACGCCUUCGUCCCUUCCAGCUUCAGCACGCCUGCCCCGCCCCGGCUCCUCUUAGCGAGCUGGGCACCAGCAUUCCCUGUGCCCCGCUGCCGCCCUGUCAGAGCCCUGGCUCCAGCCCCGGCUUCAGGCUGAGCUCGCCCGGCAGCAGCCCGAACCAACAGCUGUACAUCCAAGACAGGGGGAUUCCUAAUGGGAUUCUCAGUGACGGUCCCAACAGAGACCCAAACGGGACUCUGAACGCCGUCCCAAAAGUGUUCGCAGAUGCUGCGUCAGUCAGUUUGGCAGGUGAACAGUGUGGACUCAGCAGCACUGUGUUCUUGGAUCCCGCCAGCACUGCGUCAGGAAGUCCGAGUCCCAGUUUGCCCAUGUCGUCCUCCUCGCCCCUACAGUGUGGGACUCCCUGGAGAACCGACAGAGAACAGCAGCAGCAGGAGCAUCUAGAGCUGAGCGUGAAGCUGGAGAAGCGGGAGAGGAAGAGGAGCCGGCAUACUGACUUCUACCUGCAAGUGGGUACUGAGUGUGGGGAGGGAUCCCUUCAUCCGUUCCUGCAACAGGAUCCUGGAUGCCUAAAAAGGAAGGCAGAGCUAAAUGCGCAAACAGAGGUGUUUGCUCAGCCGUGUGAUGUGAUUGGCCAUGACUUUGAGCUGCCACUGCAGAUUACAGCGAGUCCAGCUCAGACCUCACCUGGCGUUCGCAGCUUAGAGGAAGAGCUGCAGGAGGCCAUUCAGAAAGCCCAGAUGGACCCUCCACAGUCUAUUGAUGAUAUUCUAGAUGAGCCACUUAUUUGUGAUGGCUCUCUUGAGGCCUCUGAUCAUAAAUCUGCUGCACACUCACUUCCUGACCGCUCCCCUGCCCCUCAAGCCGAGCAGCUCCAGCCUUUUCAGCAGCAAGAUGACAACUUCCUGCCGUCCCCUCUUUGUUCCUCUCUCUUGCUGGAGCUCCCUCCGUCUCCUGCUGUAAUAAAUCCAAGCCAGGUCGUCCCUGCGCCUCCGCCUCUCCCAAUCUGCACCUCCCCUUCGCCUUUGACAAGAAGGUCUCGGAAACGGCGGGCUCCUGCACAGUUUGACGCUGCCGACUGGCUCGAAACCCUCACGUCAGGCCUCCACCCUCUCACCCCGCCAAAACCUCCGUUUGUCGAGUCUGAUUUUAGUCUGGAUUCGGAUCUGAAUGUGAAUCGUGUGCUUGAUCUUUUGAUAGAGCAAUGGUGAAGAUGAAGAUGUCAAAGCUGGUGUGCAAAAACGGCGCCGCGAAAAAGUAUUCAUAUCCCGCGAACGUUUUGACAUAUUUUGACGUUUCAACCAAAAGUCUCAAUUGUAAUUUAUCGGCAUUUUGAUGGAGCAACACAAAGUGGUGCAUGAUCAUAACAUGGAGGGAGUUUUCAAAACACCUUACUUUAAAAAUCUAAAAAGUGUGGCAGGUAUUUGGAUUCAGCCCUUCUUAGUGAGAGGACCAAUUUUCAGUGCAAAACAGCUGCAGGGCAUCUGGAGGUAUGUCUCAUUUUGUCUAUUCUUAAGCUCCUUAAGACUGAAAUAAUGUUAUUUGUGAGCUUUAACUUUCAACACCAUGUAGAUUUGAAAUUGAGUUUAGGUUUAGGUCUUAACCAGGCCUUUCUAACAUAUGAACAUGUUUCAUCUAAACCAUUACACGGGCGCUGGGGCGGUAUUUUUAGAGUUGUCAAAAGGUCAACCUUCUCUGAAAUCUGAAAACUAUGCUCCCCUCGUCCAGCCUGAUAGUUUACAUCCGGGGUGUCCAAGCUGUGACCCGGGGGCUACAUGUGGCCCUUGAAAUGAUUUUGUUUGAGCCCUGACCACAAGUCAAGAUUUGAUGACCCAAAACAUUUGGAAAUGCUCUGUUUUUCUUUUAGUAAGACAUAAAAACAACCUUUUUAUGUACCGGAUCUUAUGCAGAUAUACAGAUUUUAUAAAAAUGUCGUUUAUUGUUGAGCAGGUAAAACGACAACAACAAAAAAUUACAACAAAAUAAUUUUGCAUUUUGGUUUUUAAUUAGUUCUGUGAUGCACCAGAGGUUUAAAUUUCCCAGGUUUGGCUUCGAAGGGGAAACAGUUUGGACCCGAGUGGCUCACCGCGUCUUUAAGUUGUCAUGCCAUCCGCUUCUCAUGAAGCUGGUCGUUCACUAAUAUCCUUUAACUAACCUCUAAGGUCUCGAAAGAGCAGUUUGUAUCUAAGCUGAGAUUAAAAUGCACAAAGGUGAACUCUUUUCGCCUAUAAUGUGAAUUCUGAAUGCAAAUGAUUACACUGGAUUUUAUUUUAUUUUUUGCGAGUAUAUAGGACUGAAUACAUUUUUGCGUCACAUGUUUGAGAUUAUUUUUUACAAAAAAUGUUUUCUCAACAUGAUGUCUCAAAAUCUCAAGGGAUGUGAAAUACUUUUUGCGAGGCGCUUCGUGUUUGCGUUUCCUUUGUAUGAUAAACUGUGGAUAGUUUUCUUACUGUAAUGAAUUGCACAAAGUGUGUUCGUCGUACGUUCCACGACUAACCUGCAGAACUGAGUCACCGGCUCCACGCAAUGUCGAGAGCCGACUUUACUGCAGCCGUCUAGUCAGACGCCGCUCCGACAGGACAAUGAGAACAAACACAGAGAUGUAGUCAUGCGCCCCGUGAACACUGAGACGCAGCAGAGGGGUGUUAAAAAGCACUUUGGCUCAAGCAGCAAAAGAAAACCUGUCGGGGUAUUAAGUUGAACACGGUUGCUGGCUGUGCUGGGAGACAAGUGGGUUUUUGACUUUCCUCCAGAACCCGUUGUCGGAUUGGGUUGAGUGCAGCGGCACCCCGGUGUUCACUCAGUCUUUGAGUCACAGCCAUUCAUAAAGCCCAUUCAGAGUAUGUGAAAGCCAGACAGAGCACACAGCUUGCGUGUGUCUCCAGACCUUAACCUUGUUGCCAGACGCACAGUCGGCAUGCGGAGGGAAAAACCUGGCAGACUCCCCGAACAAGAAGUGUGCGCUUGCCUUGCGAAUGUACUUGUAUAUCCCUGUAAGGUAUGUAUGCUUUUACUGCUCUUCUUAAUGUGGUACUCUGCACAUAAGUCUGCUUAUGUUUGCAUAAAUGUACAAACUCUCCGUGUUUACUUACAAGUAAUGCAAAAUUAAUUGCUUACUUACCGUUAAAGGGUCCUUGAAAUGAAGCAGGAUGCAGAAAACCUCGGUGUCCUCACUUCCUUUAUGGUCACUGGUGUUUUUACAGCACAAACUCCAAUCAGAAGGGGAAAAAAAAAACACAAAAAAAACACAUUACCUUCCUGAAGUCAUGACUCCACAGGAGAGCAAUCAGGCAACCACCACCGGGAAAAAAAAAA